Molecule: messenger RNA, 336 nt
Organism: Paracoccidioides lutzii Pb01
Exons: 2
Coding region: 1-336 (111 amino acids)
Source: RefSeq, a predicted model, not a curated record
AUGUCCACGCUCAGUGACGGCCUAAUCAAGAACCUGAUCCAAGGCAAAGCCACUCGACCAGUUACCGAAGCGACUGUUGUCAAUGAGGGCGAAGUUUGGCACAUACGGUUGGUGGAUGAGUGGAAAAUCACGACGGGAAUUUGCAACCACAAGAAGAUUGACAGAGCGGGGAUCUCGUCACAGAAAAUAGCAUUGACUGGUUCGAUGACACCCAGUCUGAGAAAAAUGACGCUAAAACCGAUUAUCCCUGAGAUAAACCCCCUGUUAGCCGGCCUUGGAAGGCAUCCACAGCUCGCCCAAACGCCACAAUCACAUUACCAGCAAGCUCCAAACUGA